Messenger RNA from Eutrema salsugineum, 2475 nucleotides. Its product is annotated as protein NSP-INTERACTING KINASE 3. The transcript is spliced from 11 exons. Lineage: Eukaryota; Viridiplantae; Streptophyta; Magnoliopsida; Brassicales; Brassicaceae. Gene Ontology annotation, molecular function: protein binding; protein kinase activity; ATP binding. The record is from RefSeq and is a predicted model, not a curated record. The coding region runs from base 345 to 2249 and encodes 634 amino acids. Gene Ontology annotation, biological process: protein phosphorylation.
UCCUUCUUGUUUGUCACUGCUUCUGCACUUAUUCUCUUAAUGCUUCAUCCAAAAAUUCUCUUUCUAAGCUGGGUAUCUUUCAAGUCGUCAUUUUUCUAUUUGGGGUCUUCUCCUUUUACUCCAUUCGAUUUGAAUUAGGAAGCAGAAGAAGUCCAUUGCUGGAAAAAAGAUUGCUCAAGUUAAUUUCUGUGUCUGAAAAAGACAGGGGAAGAAGAAAAUAGAAAGGGGAGAGAAACAAAGGCAAAGGCUUUCACAUUCGGGAGAGAGAGAAAAAUGAGUUAGUGGGAUAUCUGAAAACUUUUCUUCACUUACAAAAGUUGAUUGCUUUAAGAGGGAAUAUUGCCAUGGACUGUGUAAGAUUGGUGCUCUGGAGAUUAGGGUUUCUGGUUUUGGUAUGGUUCCUUGAUGUCUCUUCUGCUACACUUUCUCCUACUGGUGUAAACUAUGAAGUGACGGCUUUGGUGGCUAUAAAGAACGAGUUGAAUGAUCCGUACAAUGUUCUUGAGAAUUGGGAUGUGAAUUCAGUUGAUCCUUGUAGCUGGAGAAUGGUCACUUGCACUGAUGGUUAUGUCUCUGCACUGGGACUUCCUAGCCAAAGCCUGUCUGGUACAUUGUCUCCUAGAAUCGGAAACCUCACUUAUCUACAAUCUGUGUUGUUGCAAAACAAUGCAAUCUCUGGUCCAAUUCCUGAUACGAUCGGGAGGUUAGAGAAGCUUCAGACACUUGAUCUUUCGAACAAUUCAUUCACUGGGGAGAUACCGGCCUCACUUGGAGAACUCAAGAACUUGAAUUACUUGCGGUUAAACAACAACAGUCUUUUAGGAACUCUCCCUGAGUCUCUAUCCAAGAUCGAAGGACUCACUCUAGUCGACAUUUCAUAUAACAAUCUUAGUGGUACACUGCCAAAAGUGUCUGCUAGAACUUUCAAGGUAAUCGGAAACGCGUUACUCUGCGGCCCAAAAUCCGUUGCUAACUGUUCUGCUGUCUUCCCUGAGCCUCUCACACUUCCACAAGAUGUUCCAUCAGAUGAACCAGGGACUCAUACCAAUGGCCAUCACGUAGCUCUUGCAUUCGCAGCAAGCUUCAGUGCAGCAUUUUUUGUUAUCUUUACAAGUGGAAUCUUUCUUUGGUGGAGAUAUCGGCGUAAUAAGCAAAUCUUUUUCGACGUUAAUGAACAAUAUGAUCCAGAGGUGAGUUUAGGACACUUGAAGAGGUAUACAUUCAAAGAGCUUAGAUCCGCGACCAAUCAUUUCAACCCAAAGAACAUUCUCGGAAGAGGUGGAUACGGGAUUGUGUACAAAGGGCACUUAAGCGACGGAUCCUUGGUGGCUGUGAAACGUCUCAAAGACUGUAACAUUGCGGGAGGAGAAGUCCAGUUUCAGACAGAAGUAGAGACUAUAAGUUUGGCUCUACAUCGCAAUCUCCUCAGGCUUCGAGGUUUCUGUAGUAGCAACAACGAGAGAAUCCUAGUCUACCCUUACAUGCCAAAUGGGAGCGUUGCUUCACGCUUAAAAGAUUAUAUCCGAGGAGAGCCAGCAUUAGACUGGUCAAGAAGGAAGAAAAUAGCGGUUGGUACAGCGAGGGGAUUAGUGUAUCUCCAUGAGCAAUGUGAUCCCAAGAUCAUUCACAGAGAUGUGAAAGCGGCUAACAUUUUGUUAGAUGAGGAUUUUGAGGCAGUUGUUGGGGAUUUUGGGUUAGCCAAGCUUCUAGACCAUAGAGAUUCACAUGUCACAACCGCGGUUCGUGGAACUGUAGGCCACAUUGCACCUGAGUACUUAUCAACUGGUCAGUCCUCAGAGAAGACUGAUGUCUUUGGGUUUGGUAUACUUCUCCUUGAGCUCAUUACUGGUCAGAAAGCUCUUGAUUUUGGCCGGUCCUCACACCAGAAAGGCGUAAUGCUUGACUGGGUGAAGAAGCUGCAUCAAGAAGGGAAGCUAAAGCAACUAAUAGACAAAGAUUUGAAUGAUAAGUUCGAUAGAGUGGAGCUCGAAGAAAUCGUUCAAGUUGCACUUCUCUGUACUCAAUUCAAUCCAUCUUUUCGACCUAAAAUGUCCGAAGUUAUGAAGAUGCUUGAAGGUGACGGUUUGGCUGAGAGAUGGGAAGCGUCGCAGAACGGUGCGGCGGAGUCGCUGCCACCGCCGUUGCCGUCGGGGAUGGUGAGUUCUUCGCCGCGUGUGAGGUAUUAUUCCGAUUAUAUCCAAGAAUCUUCUCUUGUCGUCGAAGCUAUUGAGCUCUCUGGUCCUCGAUAAUGAGUUUUGUGAUGACUUCACUUUUUUUUUUCAUCUUCUUUCUUUCCUUUCUUGGCUUUGUUUUUGUUUCUUAUAAUGUUUAUAUAGAUGUGGAGUAAACUGUAAUUUUCAAAUGUAAAAAAGUAUUAAAUGCAAAAGAAAAUGUUGACUACCCACGUUACUUGUAUGGGAAUUGUGGCCAGUGAAUAUUGGAAAAAAAAUCCUCUGAGCGGCCAAAAUAUUGCUG